CAGCUCCCCUGCCAUUUCUCUUGUCCCUGCAGGCUCCAGUUCAACUCCACCUUCCAGCCGUGAUCAUCUCAGCUGCAGGAGAGCAGCAGAUGGCCAUAGCACAUCCAUCUCAGGAGCCCGUGAGCUUUGCGGAGGUGGCCGUGUAUUUCAGCAGGGAGGAGUGGGCGCUGCUUGGACCCUGCGCAGCGAGCGCUGUACCGGGACGUGAUGCUGGAGACGUACCAGUGCGUGGCCUCGCUGGCUCCACCUCGAGGCCCCAAACCCAUGGUGAUCUCCCUGCUUGAAAGAGGGGAAGACCCCUGGAUCCCAGAUGUGUGUAGCCCUCAGGUUGUGCCUGGAGACCCCAGCCCAGGAGGAACUGGGAUUGCAGGUAUACUGGAGGACCUGCAGGAAAGUGGUGUGGCCGAAAGGCAGUGGGGUGGAGUCUGUGUGGAAGAAAUCAGAAGGGAUGUCCAAGGAGGCCUGGAGCAAGAUCAGGGUGAGCACAUCAUGGAGCCACUGGGAAAGUGUCUGGGUAAGUCAGGAUGCAGCCCAUUGGACUUCAACGUAGGUCAAAAGGAGCCUGAAGAAUCCAGGAGCAAGUAUGUGUGCCAGAAAGAAAUACAUAAUCCAUGUACUGAGUGUGGAAAUAGCUUUGAAAAAGAUUCCAGCAUUGUUUAUCACCAGUGCAUUCACUCAACAGAGAGCCUAUGCAAGUGUUCUUAUUGUGGGAAGAGCUUCAAGAAGAAAUCCCAACUCACAUACCACCAACGCAUCCACACAGGAGAGAGACCCUACAGGUGCUCUGUGUGUGGGAAGAGCUUUACAAGGAUUUUUCAAGUGAAGCAACACGAGCGCUUGCACACAGGGGAGAGGCCCUACAAGUGCUCUGAGUGUGGGAAGACCGUAAAAACCCAUUCCCACCUCACAUACCACCACUGCUUACACAUGGGAGAAAGACCCUACAAGUGCUCUGAAUGUGGGAAGACCGUAAAAACCCGUUCCCACCUCACGUACCACCACCGCUUACACACGGAAGAGAGACCCUACAAGUGCUCUGAAUGUGAGAAAAGCUUCAAAAGCAGUUCUGAAUUGAAGCUGCACCAGCGCUUCCACACAGGGGAGAGACCCUACAAGUGCUCUGUGUGUGCGAAGAGCUUCAAAAGUUGUUCAGAUUUAAAGCGCCACCAGCGCAUCCACACAGGAGAAAGACCCUAUAAGUGUCCCGAGUGUGGGAAGAGCUUCAGAAGGAAUUCUGAAUUGAAGAGCCAUCAGCACACCGGGGAGAGACCCUUCGAGUGUCCUGAGUGUGAGAAAAGCUUCAAACACAGGUCUAAUCUCAACACCCACAAGCACAUCCACAGCGCACACAGGCUGUAGAAGCAUCCCCAGGAUAUGGGGAACCUUCAGAAACAGUUCCAGCCUCAAUAUCUACCAGCACAGCCACACAAGAUACAGAGCCUGCAGAGCUCCUGUCAACGGUUUACGGGCUGGUUUGACCCAGUUCCGUGACCAGCGCGUGGAGGGAUUUCGCAAAAUCCCUGGAAAAAAGGGAAACAGGGGACCCUAAAAAAAAUUAAAAACAGAGGCAACGACCUGAGGAGAAACAAACUGAUAUACUAAAUAUAGUAUUGGAAUGCCAGAUAACACUCCAUAGUACAAUAUAAUUAGAAUUGAAGCUAAUAAAUAAAAUACAGUGAGAGAGAGAAUAUCCGAAAGGUGGGUAGGCCUCACCACAAUGCUGAGGUGAGAUGCGCAGUCCAGUUGAGCAGCAGAGAGACAGGAGGAGAACCGACAAAGAACGGAGGAGAAAGAGCCCAUCAGGUGACCUUGCCAGGAGCUCUAUCUCCUCUCUGUGACCGCAAAGUCCCCUGGGGAAUGUAGUUCUUCUUCUCUUCUGGGCAGGUACCCAGAACUUGAGCAUUAGCAGUUAAAUUCCCAGUGCCCAACGUGAUGUUAUGAUGUGGAAUACAAAAAAAAAAAAAUCACAAAACCAUGAUAGCUCCAAACAUGGGAAGAGCUUCAGCCAGAGCCCCAGCCUGGUGACCAACCGUGGCUUUGUGUGGUGAUGAACCUUACAGAUCUCUUGAGUAGAGGAAGAGCUCUGCUGCCAAACUAAAUCAUCUUUCUAUUUCUUUGCAUGAGAAUUAUGUUGUCCUUCAGCUGGAAUUUCUGUGUUGAGUGGCCAUGCAAAGGAGAGAAUCCAGAGUGGGAUGUGUCACAGCCACUGGAAACCCUCUGCCAGGUGGCAUGUUUUUGCUGUGCCUGUGUGCAAGGAGAGUCACCUCUUAUCUCCCCUGCAGAAACUCCUGUGCUGCGGGGCAGUAGGUGAGGACACAAAGGAAACCUCAGCUGGGCUGAUAUGUCACCAGGACGGAAGAAAUUCUGUCUACAGGCAGUGUGGGAAGAGCUUCAUCUGGAGCUCAACCCUCAGUAGACGCCAGAGAACCAACCCAAGAGGAGAGUCCCAGUGAGUGCCGUGACUGCAGGAAGAGAUCUGUCCACAGCUGGCAGUUCAUCACACACUGGUGGAUCCAUGUGAGGAACCCUACAGAUGUGCACCCCGCAAGAAAAGCUUUGGCCACAACUCAAACCUGCUGAGGUACCAGAGUGUCUGCACUUGGGUGGAGUCCAAUCCGUGCCUGCACCAGUGAGUUCACGUGGCAGGAAGCCUUAGAAAUGCCUCAAGUGUGAGAAGGGCUUUGUGCAGAGUGCAGAGCUCCUCAGUCACAGGAGAUGGCACUCGUGGAAGAAGUGCUACAAAUGUCCCAUGUGUGGGAAGAGCUUUUGCCAGGGGAUCCACUCAGUGCAGAGACCCUAGAAAUGCCUGCACUGCAGGAAGAGCUUCAUCCAGAGCACAAUCGUAGAAUCAUAGAAUCAUAGAAUCACCAAGGUUGGAAAAGAUCAUCCAGUCCAACCUUUCACCUAUUCCCAAUAGCUCCCACUAAACCAUGUCCCUCAACACAACAUCCAGCCUUUCCUUGAACACCCCCAGGCUUGGUGACUCCACCACCUCCCUGGGCAGUCCAUUCCAGUGCCUGACCACCCUUUCUGAAAAGUAGUACUUCCUAAUGUCCAGAUCCUUUUAAACAAUGUCCAGUCCAUGUGAUAAAGUGGCCCUGCAAGCGUCUCUGGUGCAGGAAGUUUCUCUCUGUGCUGACACCUGCUUUCACAUAGGAAAACCCGCAGCAAAGAGACCUUGUGAAUGCUGGCGAGCCCAAGGAUGAGGGAGGCCCAUAUGCUUCUCCCCACACAGGAGGAGCUUGGAAAGGAGAUGGCACCACUGGCACCCUCUGCAGAAGGGACUUAACCCAGUGUCAUGGUUCUAUGUUUUUUGUUUGUUUGUUUGUUUGUUUUUAUUUUGGGUUUCAGUAUUCCACAUCAAAACAUCAUGUAGUGUAUGGGGUAUUAAAGUGUUAAUGCCCAAUCCCAGGUACCUAUCCCUGUACAUUACAGAAGUCACGGGAUCUGGCCCUUCUGGGUGGGGGGGGCGCUCUCUUGCUGCCUGGUAGUGGGUGCUGGAGGUGCUUUCCUAGCCGUUCCAAGCUUCUCCUUGCUACCCAAAGCAGUUCUCUCAUCAUGCCCGCUUUCCUCUUCUGCUCUUCCUGCCAGCAGCUUUUGGAUGCCGUUUCCUAAGGAGAAGCGGCGGUGCAGGGAUGUUCUGUGUGUCUGUGUGCAUGUAUUGCUCUCAGUAAUUUGUGAGUGCACUGAUUAACCUGAGGGAAGGGUCAGGAGAGCAGUAACGUGGCUCUUGGAGGUUUUCUGAGAAUCAUCUCUAGUGGAAAGGGGUGGGGGAGAAUAAAGCAGCUGAGUUUUACUGAAGCUUUCUACAUUGUAGUCUUGAAUUUUGUUCCUAAAAUAAAUGUCAGCACGUGGAAUGAGGAUAGGGAAAGGUGCAAUCAGGAUUUGGUUUUGGUGCCUCCUCCAGCCCAGUGAUUGCUUCUGGAGAAGACAUUUCUUUCACACAACCCUAUCAUCCUUUCUAACCGUGUUGCACAUUGGUUCUACUGCUGUUCUUGAAUGCUUUGAUCAGCUGGUCAGAGCACCUGUGUGACGCCAAGCCUUGUUUGCCUCCAAUAAAGCUACAAAAAGCUGAGCUUGUUCUUCCUAAAUGCACCAUCCCAUGUUUCAGGAGGUGGAGAGAACAGAAGGCAGUGCAAACCCUCAGGGUGUACAAGCAGCUCAUCCCCACAGCACAGAGAUAUCAGAGUGCUCUCCUGUGCAUGCUUGCCUUGCAAGUGAUCCCUUUAGAGCUUGAAGGUUUUUGGUUGACCUUGGGAAGGUGUAUCCACAAUCUCCUGCAGCAGAUCCUGCACGUUUGCUGUGCUCUGGUAAUGCUGCUGUGCUUGGAAUGCAGUUGGCAGAAAGUGGAGUUGAUUUUGGUGAGCUAGUGAAGCCAGCAGGAGCUUGCCCAUGUCUUCAGGUGAGGUUCUCUGAAUGCUUCCUGACCCCCCAGCAAGCUGCAAGGAGAUGAUGAUUGCUGCACCGAGGUGUGCUGCUUCCUCCAUCCCAGGAAGCAGGGCCUGGUCUGGUGCAAGAGAGGUACAGCAGGGCCACGGAAGACGGGCCAACGCACAGCUCCAAGGGAAAAUGCGUGCGGAGGGAGCAGGCAGCUUCAAGGCAUUGGGAUACCCAGGAACAGGAGACAACGGCUCAGCCAAGAGUUAGGGUGAUUUACUUUUCAACUGCAUCCAAUAAUUGCUGUCGUAUGGUAUCAGGCAUGUGUCUCCCCUUCCCUUUUACGUUUCCCCAAACAGCAUUUUCACUUUUUUUGUUUUCAUCUUACAUUUCUAUUCUGAGAAAUAUUGUGCAGGUCUUCCCUGAAAUGAAAAUAAAAAUGGUUUUCCACUUUCA
Molecule: messenger RNA, 4833 nt
Organism: Lagopus muta (rock ptarmigan)
Lineage: Eukaryota; Metazoa; Chordata; Aves; Galliformes; Phasianidae
Product: zinc finger protein 239-like
Exons: 4
Coding region: 208-1359 (383 amino acids)
Biological process (GO): regulation of transcription by RNA polymerase II; central nervous system development
Cellular component (GO): nucleus
Molecular function (GO): RNA polymerase II cis-regulatory region sequence-specific DNA binding; DNA-binding transcription factor activity, RNA polymerase II-specific
Source: RefSeq, a predicted model, not a curated record